Gilbertella persicaria is the source of this 594-nucleotide messenger RNA. RefSeq lists its product as uncharacterized. The record is from RefSeq and is a predicted model, not a curated record. Bases 1 to 594 code for a protein of 197 amino acids. NCBI's taxonomy places the organism in Eukaryota, Fungi, Mucoromycota, Mucoromycetes, Mucorales, Choanephoraceae. The transcript is spliced from 2 exons.
AUGGCACCCGACCCUACUUGUCAACAAUGUAAUGAACAGUUUAUUGAAGAGCUUCAAUCUGACGACGAUCCUCGAGCAUUUCUUUCUGGUACAGAUAACGAAGAAGCCAGAAACGGUCAUGUUCAUUUGCCUGGAGGAGGGGCAGCCCAUUUCUUUUCUUAUUCACCUUCUACUGGAAGACUUCGAAACCUAAACCAAGGUGACAUGGGUGACGACAUGUUUCAAUAUUUCACUCCACGUCGUCAACAAGAACAACACCAACAAACAGAGGAAGAAGAAGAAGAAAGAGGAGAAGGAGGAGGAGGAGGACCAAGACAGACAGAUACAAAUGAGACUCCUUCUCCUCUAGGCAACUUUGUUCAAAGUAUAUUGACAAACAUGUUGGGUUCUCAAGUGGAUAUGGAAAACACAAAUGAAAAUGAGAAUCGUCCCAUGAUCUUUUUGGGUAAUAUGGUAGAUGGCAAUAUGCGAUUUGAACCCAUGCCUGGGAGAGAUAUGCCUGGAAGUAUGCCUAGAAAUAGCGAGAAUGAAGAUACAGAACAGAAUGAGGGUGCAAAUGGACAGGAAUUUCGAGGCAAUAGUAUUGCAAGGUAA